GAGCCGUCAAAACAAUUGCCUCGAGCGGCAGCCAUAAUGAAUUUAAAGGGACAGUACUGGCAAGAUAGGCAGCCAGACCAACAGAUUGCAGACUGGGUGAGGCCCCCAGGCCAGGAUGUCAGGCCUCAUGUUGGGGCAGCGGGAUGAGCCUGCAGGGCACCGGCUCAGCCAAGAAGAGAUCCUGGGGAGCACUCGGCUGGUGAGCCAAGGGCUGGAGGCCCUACACAGUGAACACCAAGCUGUGCUGCAAAGCCUGGCCCAGACCAUCGAAUGUCUACAGCAAGGAGGCCACGAGGAAGGGCUGGUACAUGAGAAGGCCAGGCAGCUGCGCCGUUCUAUGGAAAACAUCGAGCUGGGGCUGAGUGAGGCCCAGGUGAUGCUGGCCCUAGCCAGCCACCUGAGCACAGUGGAGUCAGAGAAACAGAAGCUGCGGGCUCAGGUGCGGCGGCUAUGCCAGGAGAACCAGUGGCUUCGGGACGAGCUGGCGGGCACCCAGCAGCGGCUACAGCGAAGUGAACAGGCUGUGGCUCAGCUAGAGGAGGAAAAGAAGCACCUGGAGUUUCUGGGGCAGCUGCGGCAGUAUGAUGAGGAUGGGCACACUGCGGAGGAGAAGGAAGGUGAUGCCUCCAAGGAUUCCCUAGAUGACCUCUUCCCCAAUGAGGAGGAAGAAGACCCCAGCAAUGGCUGUAAGUUUGCCUCUGGAGUUGAAGGGUUAAAAGUGGCAGCAGGAGGCUGGUCUCAGCCGUGGCCCACCCUGUACACAAGAUGUUCAUAUUCCGAAAUAAGCUGUCCACUUCCUCUAGAGGUGGGACAUGAGCUAAGAUAUUUCUCCUCCCCUCAGCUUCUGGCUAUGGUGGCUGCCACACUCAACAAUCUGGCUGUGCUCUAUGGCAAAAGGGGCAAAUACAAGGAGGCAGAGCCAUUGUGCCAGAGGGCUCUGGAAAUUCGAGAAAAGGUCCUGGGUACUGACCACCCAGAUGUGGCAAAGCAGCUAAACAAUCUGGCUCUAUUGUGCCAAAACCAGGGCAAGUAUGAGGCUGUGGAACGUUAUUACCAGCGGGCACUGGCCAUCUAUGAGGUGCAGCUGGGGCCAGACAACCCUAAUGUAGCCCGGACCAAGAACAACCUGGCUUCCUGUUACCUGAAACAGGGCAAGUAUGCUGAGGCUGAGAUACUAUACAAAGAGAUCCUGACCCGUGCCCAUGUGCAGGAGUUUGGAUCUGUGGAUGAUGAUCACAAGCCCAUCUGGAUGCAUGCAGAGGAGCGGGAAGAAAUGAGCAAAAGCCGGCACCACAGAGAGGGCAAUACACCCUAUGCUGAGUAUGGAGGCUGGUAUAAGGCCUGCAAAGUGAGCAGCCCUACAGUGAACACUACACUGAGAAACCUAGGAGCUCUGUACAGACGCCAGGGAAAGCUGGAGGCAGCUGAGACCCUGGAAGAAUGUGCCCUGCGUUCCUGGAAACAGGGAACUGACCCUAUCAGCCAGACCAAGGUGGCAGAGCUGCUUGGGGAAGGUGACAGUAGAAGGACUUCCCAGGAAGGUGCUGGGGAUAGUGUGAAAUUUGAGGGAGGUGAAGAUGCUUCUGUGGCUGUGGAGUGGUCAGGGGAUGGCAGUGGCACCUUGCAGAGGAGUGGCUCUCUGGGCAAGAUCCGGGAUGUGCUUCGUAGAAGCAGUGAACUCCUGGUGAGGAAGCUCCAGGGGACUGAUCCUCGGCCCUCCAGCAGCAACAUGAAGCGAGCAGCCUCCUUGAACUAUUUGAAUCAGCCCAGUACAGCACCCCUCCAGGUCUCCAGGGGCCUCAGUGCCAGCACUUUGGACCUCUCUUCAAGCAGCUGACAUUCAACCCAUCCCCCAGGUCUGCUGGGUCCCCCCAUUGUCCUCACAGCAUUCCCCAUUGCUCCUGGCUCUUUCCCACCUGAAGGUGGGACAGGGAAGGGGGAACAGUUUAACCAGAAGAUUGCUGCUGCCUUUAGGGUUUCAGCUCCCUCCUCAGGAAUCCCCCUUAGGGAAUAGCCCUCAGGAUACCCUCUCCUCACCCUGUGGUCCUCUAGAGUAGCUAGCUCUGAGGCUCCCAAGGUGGGCAAGAAGCAAGUAUACACCUCAGAGAUGUAGCCUGCUGUUGGCUUUUCUGUCGGAGGGUUGGGGGCUGGCCAGCCAAGCUGCCUUGCUCUGGCCUCUCCUGGUCCCACCUCUGUUGCCUCACUUCAGGUCCAUGUAUUUCACUUUUCUUAAAUAAAAGAAUCAGGUAAACUUUC
Messenger RNA from Otolemur garnettii (small-eared galago), 2256 nucleotides. It is a transcript of the gene KLC4, whose product is annotated as kinesin light chain 4. Lineage: Eukaryota; Metazoa; Chordata; Mammalia; Primates; Galagidae. Gene Ontology annotation, molecular function: kinesin binding. Gene Ontology annotation, cellular component: kinesin complex; cytoplasm; membrane-bounded organelle. The record is from RefSeq and is a predicted model, not a curated record. Gene Ontology annotation, biological process: axo-dendritic transport. Bases 116 to 1837 code for a protein of 573 amino acids. The transcript has 15 exons.